This is a messenger RNA of Odontomachus brunneus, 1460 nucleotides long. RefSeq lists its product as uncharacterized. Gene Ontology annotation, cellular component: cytoplasm; actin cytoskeleton. Gene Ontology annotation, molecular function: protein binding. Lineage: Eukaryota; Metazoa; Arthropoda; Insecta; Hymenoptera; Formicidae. The transcript is spliced from 5 exons. Bases 129 to 1271 code for a protein of 380 amino acids. The record is from RefSeq and is a predicted model, not a curated record. Gene Ontology annotation, biological process: actin filament polymerization.
UCUUGUUAGCAAUCUAGUUUCGUAUAGACAUCUGUGGUGAAAGCGGAGUCUUUUCUCUCACUUUCUAUCUCUCUCUUCUCGAUUGCAAGAUUGUAAACAAUUUAAACAGAGGCAGGAUUAAGAGAAGAAUGCGAUUGAUAUGGGUCGACGAGAGGUAUGCACUUUGCUUACUGAUCCUGCAGGUGAAAUUAACAAACUCGCGGACGUCUUGGAGAUUAAACGCUGCUGACAAAGUCGUGAAAACAGACUUCGUAAGCGCGGUCGAGGACGAUCCGAUCUUCGAUAUCCUGACUAACAAUGUGGUUACCGGCAACGGCCAAGGCUGGAGCAAGACCGCAACGGGGGAAAAGCAUGAGAAAGUACAAAUAUACUGCCAAGAAUGUAAAGGCUUCGUUGGUCACCAAGAGAGACGACUUUCGUCGUACAUGUUGAAGAAUACACAAAAUAUCAGCGAGUCUUUUCCCCUGCCUUCACAAGUGUCAAACGAACAAGUGACAUGUGCUUCUGGUCAACAAUGCGACAACAUAAUAUUGGAUUGUGGUAAACCAGUCAACUUCACGUACUAUGACAAUUUGAUUGGUGUGGUAAACAGAAACAAACAUCCAGUGAUACCAGAGCCAAAUGUAGCAUUAAUGUUUAAAAAGAAUGGUGGCAGGACCAUUGAUGUUGAUAUUGACUUGUUAGAGAGGCGCUUAAAGAAAGCAAAGCGAGAGAAACCGAAAUCUGUCCAGCUAUAUAAUCAGAUAGGAAAUUUCUGGCGUAUAAAGGGCGAUGCACAAAAGUCGAUCGAAUGUUUUCGCAGAGCACUCGCCGUGUCACCGCAUAAUGCAGAGGUGCUCUUAAACUUGGCUAGAGUAUUGCUGGUACAGCAUUACUUGGAUGACGCAACAUAUUUAGCCAGACGGUCCCUAGAAUUGCAACCUCCAGAUCGCAAUGCGUGGGAACAAUAUCUUACACUUGGACAAAUAUUCAAAGCAUACGGACAUUUUCAAGAAGCAGCUGUACAUUUGCGUCACGCGCUAGAGUUAAAACCAGAUCUAUCUGAUGCUGCUGAUGCAUUGAAGGAAGUAGAGUCACUACCGGCUACAAGUAUACAUUUCUACACGUUGUUAAUUAUCGUCUGUUUGGUAGUCGGUGUACUGUUGGUUAUAUUAAACAAUGUAGAAUGCGACGAGGAUUCAGCUCUAGUCAGUGGGCAGCGUAAACAUUUCAGUCGUGCUAUGGCUAUGCGCAGCUUGCGUCUCAACGUUGCACGCAACAAACGCUGUUGAUUAUGAUUCGUUAAUGGCGAGCCAGUCGCUCGUACAUGUGAUAGAAUAACUUUUGAUGCCAUAACAAUUUAUCUCCUUGCAAAGUAUUAUUUGUAAUAUGAUUCGUAAUGAUUCUUGGAAUGCACUACCUAUUUGUUAUGUAUCUGCGGAGAAAAAUAUAUGGAAAAAUAUACAAGAACUUCACUGUUA